AUGGCGAGCGCAGGAUACAUGCGCAUGCACCUCGUCCCUUACUCAACGGACCAAGAAACUCCUCUAUGCGAUGGAUCCUUUUCCGAAAAUGCCACAGCAAAGUGCACGAGCCUCAAACGAGGAAGUGAGAGUGUCGAAGACUCCGACGAAGAUUACUAUAGUUCUCAAGAGUAUAUUGAGGGAUCCAACUAUCCGAAGCGCCGUCGCCAGUACUUCGACCUAGACAUGCCCCCUACCAAACCAUGGCGUGGACCACCGCUUCACGAUCCGGAGCUUUAUGAGACGAUUCAGCGGCUGGGCAAGAUGUCGGGAGCGUAUAUGGGUGCUGGGGCUAAUGUAGUUUUGAAAUUUGAGCCGUUCGGGUCGCCCAGUCCGAGUCCGAUGGAGGAUGAAGCGAAUGUGAAGAGGAACUCUGUUCACGAGAAUUCGAGAGAUAUGGCAAGCAGGCGUGAGCAGGGUAUGAGUGGGCGUGCCGAAAGUUUGCAACCUCCACCGUUUAGUCCUUUGACUCCGAGGAGUGAGCAGACGGAGGAGACGAGUGUUGAGGAAUUAGCAAGAAGAGGCGUUCAGGCUCUAUAUGCGAGUAUCCGAGCUGCUCAGGGUAAGGAUGCUCAAGGCGAACGGAUCCACGAAGACGGAGUUCAAGAGAUGGAAGUUGAACAACCGCACGACCAAGUAACAGAAGGCCAGACAGGUGGCAAGAAGCUUCCGGAAUUAUCGGCUCUCCAAGAGGAAAUGGAACGGGAUGUCUCUGCUCACGCGAGGUCAGUGUCCGGCCAGUCCACGAUCCCAGAAGAGACGGAAGAAAGAUCGUCCCCUCCAGUUGCCCCUGGCCCACGGCGUGGUAAAAAGGACCUGGGACAGCCCCCAAUAACUGAAGCCGCCAGCGAGAAACCGGACACCUCAUCUUCAAAGCCUACAGCUUCACAAGGAAAUGCCAGUAAGACGUCGGGAUACGACUCUGACUUCCUUACGGGCAGGGAAAGAACACCGUCUAGACCUCCCCCGUCUGUUCCCCCUUCGCCAACAGAAGGAAUGAAGAGAAUCGGCAGGGUAAGGUUAUAUGCCGCUUUUCCGAGAGUGAUGAAUUUCAGAAGAAUCAGAACCUGGGCAGGACGACGAGUCAAAGCCCCUAGUAUCAGGAAGGUUCACACUUCAGCGAAUCUGCUACCGCGGCCUUGUCUGACCAGGCCUGGUAGACGGGAUGUUAAAUUCUUCCGCGAGCCUUUCCCUGUGUCGGAGAGUCCAUCAGUGGCUUCGCUACAGCCUGUCCCGCCGGAUCCGUAUGCGCAUCUAUUUCCGGAUCGAGAUAUUCCAAUACCCUCCAUUGAGGAUCCGACACCGGUACCGGAAGCUCAAGCGCCUGUUUCUGCACCCCGUGGUGGCGCUCCACGAAGAGCUAGAAUAAGAAUAGGUCCGCCGCGUGGCCGAUCCAAUAGGCAACGGAUUCCGCCCGCAUCGGAAGCUCACCAACCAUCAGGGCUGGCGAAUGAAGCGUCUCAGCCGACUACUGCUGCUGCGGCGCCGGAUGCACCCACUCUUGCCCUUGGCACUGCUGCCGCAGCACCUAGUGGCCAUCUUGCGGGUGCUCCUGCAGCACGUGGCGUCCCUCGCCGAAGAGCACGGACUAGGCCAGGUCCACCACCACGUGGACGAAUUAGACAACCGGAUAUAGCACCAAGAGCUGAGGCACUGAGUGAGAGCGCGACUGUUGGUCCCUCUGUAACUGGAGAGACGCGAAGCCUGCCUAGAGUUCAAGCGCCAGGGGAAGCAGAAGAACAAAUACAACCAGCCACGGAGUCGACAGCGCAGCCUCCAGCGACAGUCCCAGGUACUGGAGAUGCGAGAACGACCAUAAGGGCUAAUACGGCUGCUAGAAGAGCACCACCACAAAACCAACCAUCACACGAGGGCCGAUUAGAGGAGCCCAAUCAAAAUCAAAAUGAAGGACAGGAGCGCACUGCUGCGCCGGUCCCAAGACAGGGGAGGGGAGCAGCCAAAGCCACAGCAACUGCUCCGCUUCCGAGGCCAGAAGGUCGGGUUACUCGCGCAGCGGCAAGGGCAGCGGCGGCGGCAGCUCAGGCAGCUGAAGCUGCAGCAAAUGCCCCUACAGAGGAUAUCCAAGAAGAAGAGGAAGAAGAAGAAACACAGCCAGGUCCGGCUCGAGCACCAGUAAAGAAGGGGCGCGGUGGAAAAGCGGCAUCAGCGGUAGCGGCCAAAGGCAAAGCAACUGCAAAGCCAGCGGGUAGAAAAAGGCCAGCUGCUAAGAGUUUAAAGGCCGUGAAGGUAGAAGAAGUAGACGACGAAGAUGAGAGUGAGGUGGAAGAGAGCGAUGAGGAACAAGUGGAGGUUGCGCCUGUUCCAAAGGGCAAGAAGACAGCUAAGGGCGUCUCGAAGGCCUCAGGAACGAGCACGGCUAAGAAAUCGGGGACUGGUAAGCGGGCAGCUCCUAAGAAAGGGGGUAGGAAGAAGUAG
Molecule: messenger RNA, 2475 nt
Organism: Uncinocarpus reesii 1704
Lineage: Eukaryota; Fungi; Ascomycota; Eurotiomycetes; Onygenales; Onygenaceae
Exons: 2
Coding region: 1-2475 (824 amino acids)
Source: RefSeq, a predicted model, not a curated record